AUGGGUGAUAUUUCCAUAUUGAUGAAUAAAUUUUGUGUUAAAUCAUGUGAAUGCCGAGUUUUGUCAGUUGAUUUUCUUCGCGAUAUCAUAUCAAGCGCUGUUGUCGUCCCUACCAUACUUUCGAUGCACAACAACAUUCGCCAUACCGUCAACUGUUUUGUUUUAUGUCCUCAUCAGCCGGGAACUUCUGGGAUCCAGUCUUCUAGCAUCGAAAAACAGUUUCGUUUCGGAUCAACAACUUCAAGAAGUGGUUAUUCCACGCCUGGCGGUUACUCCAGUUAUAGUUCAUCACCUGAUCGAGUUGGUUGUUUCACGGCUGUACGAAUGUCUGCGUGGGCGAAGCUUUCACGUUUUGUUCGACGAUUCAUGCAUUUCAAGCAGAUGGACUUCGAGUUCGCCUCAUGGCAGAUGCUAUACUUGCUAAUUCAACCACAAAAAGUGUAUAGAAAUUUCCUCUACAGGAAGCGUACCAAGGACCAGUUUGCACGUGACGACCCAGCUUUUCUCGUUCUUCUUUCGCUCUCUCUGUUGUUCUCUUCGGUCUUCUACGCCGUCGCCUUGGGACUUCCUCUUUGGGGAUUUGUUAAAUUCUUUCUCUGGGUGGUCUUCAUUGAUUGUAUUGGUGUUGGACUUGUCGUAGCGACGAUUCUUUGGUGGUCAUCGAAUCGAUUUUUACGGAAGGUGCAAGAUCAAGACGUGGAGUGGGGGUAUUGUUUCGAUGUUCAUCUUAACGCCUUCUUUCCAAUGCUCAUUUUAUUACACGUUCUUCUUCCAAUAAUCUACCCAACUUUGGUUGAUUCACCCUCCUUCUUGUCUAUUGCUCUUGGAAAUACAAUUUGGUUCCUCGCAGCUGUUUAUUAUGUGUAUAUCACUUUUCUCGGGUACACAGCCUUGCCAAUCUUGCAUCGUACGCAAUACUUCCUGUAUCCAAUGACGUUCCUGUUUAUCUCAUGGGUCGCGACAAUCACAGCCGGAUGGAACAUUUCUCAAAGCGCCAUGGGAUUCUACCACUACAGAGUGCGCUCACACGACGAAAUCAAUCAUUCCAUGUAG
Messenger RNA from Necator americanus (New World hookworm), 1053 nucleotides. RefSeq lists its product as uncharacterized. The coding region runs from base 1 to 1053 and encodes 350 amino acids. The record is from RefSeq and is a predicted model, not a curated record. Lineage: Eukaryota; Metazoa; Nematoda; Chromadorea; Rhabditida; Ancylostomatidae. The transcript is spliced from 9 exons. Gene Ontology annotation, cellular component: Golgi membrane.